AUGCCAGAAGUGCCCGGUGUCAUCAACACCAAAAUCCUGAGAAUGCUUCUCAAGGAUUCGCCACACUGCCCCGAGCUUCCAACGAAACGACCUCUCAUUGAUUUAAAUGCGCCGCAACCGCCAAUGCCAAAGAAGCAGCACUGCAAUGACAAAGGGAAGGAAAUUGUCCAAGGAAGUUCACCGCAGAAGCACACCAGUUUACCCUUGGACCCUUUGCCUUUAGUCAUUCGCCCACCAAAUGAACCCUUUUCCCCUCUUCCCGAACAAUCCACCAAUCUGCUCCUUGCCCCUGACUCCAACCCCGCAUCUCCAACAACGUCCACCUACCAUCCAUCUCCACCCCACUUUUCACUGCCAACAUCGCCGCAUGUUGAUGACCCACACAGUUUGGGAGCAGUCCCUUCCGCUCAACCUCAAACCGAUGCUGAUGAAACAUCAACAACGCAACCCUCUACCGAUUAA
This is a messenger RNA of Benincasa hispida (wax gourd), 462 nucleotides long. The record is from RefSeq and is a predicted model, not a curated record. NCBI's taxonomy places the organism in Eukaryota, Viridiplantae, Streptophyta, Magnoliopsida, Cucurbitales, Cucurbitaceae.